This is a messenger RNA of Loa loa (African eye worm), 336 nucleotides long. RefSeq lists its product as hypothetical. The transcript has a single exon. The record is from RefSeq and is a predicted model, not a curated record. The annotation marks the transcript as partial. NCBI's taxonomy places the organism in Eukaryota, Metazoa, Nematoda, Chromadorea, Rhabditida, Onchocercidae.
GGAACGAACUCAGAAAAGACAUGUAUAAAUCCUAAGAAUACGGAGGAUUAUAAAUCGAAAAUAGAAAAAAUUGUAUUGGUAGAUGAAUUAGAAAUCCCUCGAGGCUUGUGGAAAUUGGGAAGAAUAAUGGAACUAAAAAAAAUAAGGGGAGGGAUGGCAUUGAUAGUAUUAGUGGAGAUACUUAAUGGAAAAUUUAUCAAUAGACCAAUAAAUAUGGUGUAUCUUCUAGAAAUAAAUGAUAAAGAAAAUUCGAAAAUUCAAUCAAUAACAUUGAAAAAUCGAUGGAGAAAAUCAAUAAACAAGAACUUACAACCUUAUGAACUAGGAGUAUCGUAA